AUGGCUGCCAGAGGCCUUUGCCGGAGACGCCUGAACAGUGCCAUAUGGAGAGACAGUAGACUCUAUUGUACGGACCAAAGCUCAAGAGUCAAAAUCUUCGAUCGCAAUCUCAAGCGCAAACAGCGAGAUAGAGCUGCGUGGUUGAUGCGUCCGAAUGAUUCUUUGCAGGACGCAGUGGCUGAGAAUUUACUCGAUCGAUUGGAGGACUGUAAAAAGACAUUUCCUACGGCAUUAAGUAUGGGGGGUUCCUUGGAAGCAAUUAGGCGUCUGCUGAAUGGACGAGGUGGCAUAGAAAAACUUAUAAUGAUGGACACUUCACCGGACAUGGUGAAAUUAUGUAAAGAAAACGAACAACUAUCACCUAACAAAAAUGUCGAAACAUCUUUCAUUAUCGGUGACGAAGAGUUUCUACCCGUGAAGGAAAGCUCCGUCGACCUGGUUAUUAGUAGCUUGGGACUUCAUUGGACUAAUGAUCUUCCAGGAGCCAUGAUUCAGAGUAGAUUGGCUCUCAAGCCCGACGGCUUGUUUUUGGCAGCUAUUCUGGGUGGAGAAACUUUAAGAGAACUGAGAAUAGCAUGCACAGUAGCACAAAUGGAGCGUGAAGGAGGCAUCAGUCCUCGGAUGUCGCCCUUGGCUCAGGUACGAGAUGCAGGGAAUCUGCUGACUAGGGCAGGCUUCACUCUUCCUGGAGUUGACGUUGACGAAUAUACUGUGAAAUAUAACAGCGCUCUGGAGCUGAUCGAACAUCUUCGUACCAUGGGUGAAACAAAUGCUUUACUCCAGAGGGGCAAAGUUAUAUACAUGACCGGAUGGCGAGAGCACCCGUCUCAGCAGAAAGCCAAGAGGAGAGGAUCUGCCACAAUAUCCUUUGGUGACCUCCAAAAGCAAUUUGGAGAAGGGACUUAG
This is a messenger RNA of Striga hermonthica, 906 nucleotides long. The record is from the annotation of a GenBank genome assembly. Lineage: Eukaryota; Viridiplantae; Streptophyta; Magnoliopsida; Lamiales; Orobanchaceae.